Polypterus senegalus (gray bichir) is the source of this 1299-nucleotide messenger RNA. Its product is annotated as mast cell protease 4-like. The transcript is spliced from 5 exons. Gene Ontology annotation, molecular function: serine-type endopeptidase activity. The coding region runs from base 43 to 813 and encodes 256 amino acids. NCBI's taxonomy places the organism in Eukaryota, Metazoa, Chordata, Cladistia, Polypteriformes, Polypteridae. Gene Ontology annotation, biological process: proteolysis. The record is from RefSeq and is a predicted model, not a curated record.
UGGACUCGAGCUGUGAAGCAGCACACUUUUAGAAGAAGAGCAAUGCAGUGCACAGGCUUGACCUUCUUCACCUUCAUAUGCCUUGGUUUGACAGAAGUCCUAGCAGAAAGGAUCAUUAAUGGAAGUCAAGCAAUGCCUCACAGCCGCCCCUAUAUGGCAGCCUUAUUCAAAGGAUUAAAGUUUAAUUGUGGUGGGUUUUUGAUUCAUGAAGACUUCAUCCUGACUGCAGCACACUGUGAAGCAUAUCCCAUGACAGUGCGACUUGGGGCCCACAAUCUGUCAAAAGACGAGUCCAGCAUUCAGGAGAUAAAAGUAAAGAAGAAGGAUGUCUUCCCUCAUCCAAAGUACAAUAAAUACAACCAAUGGAAUGACAUCAUGCUUGUGAAGCUCAGACCUGCUGCCAAACUGGCCAAAGGUGUGAAUAUAAUCAAAAUACCCAAGACAGACCAGGAUGUAAAGGUGGACACCAAGUGUUCAGAGGCAGGAUGGGGCAAAACGGCCACAGAUGGAAUGACAAGUGACGUGCUAAUGGAGGUGCCUGUAAAAGUGGAGAACCAGAGUGAGUGCGCUUCAAGGAAGAAUUAUCAUGAUCUAAAUGCCAACAUGAUCUGCGCCACUGGAGAUGGCAUCAAGGGCACCUGUAAGGGGGACUCUGGUGGUCCACUUGUAUGUGGUAAGCCUCCUAAUGCCUUGGGAAUUGUUUCCUUUUCUCAUCGAAAAAGCUGUGAGGAUCCAAACCGCAUUUCACUCUACACCCGGGUGUCUGCAUACCUGCCCUGGAUCAAGACCGUUUUGAAGAGCAAGGCCGACUGAUCAUCACAAGGCUUGUUCUCCUACUUGCAGUCCAUUGUUGCUUCCACUGUUUCCAGCCAGAGAUCAUUAAGCAUUCAUCAUGGGAUUGAAAUGAGACACAUGUCUUUAUCAGAAGAGAAAUUGUGCCACUUUUUCCAAGUUAUUUUUGGUAAUAAAUCACCUAAUGCAAUAAAAUAAAGUUUGAAAUUAAAUGUUAAUAUUUUAUGAAUCAAUGCUAAAUAUAUAUUACUUAUUAACAUAAUUCCCAAAAUAUAAAUUCUUUAUACUAAAUGCAUAUGGCAGCAUGGUGGAGCAGCUGUUAACACUGCUACUGGUUUGCUGGCUCUUUCCCACUUUAUCUGUUUUAGACAGAAUUUUGGUUCGUCUCCGUUCAUUAAUUACAUUUAUCUCUGCUUUAGGCUUAUUGCUUUGGAUCUUCCUGUAUCUGUCCUGUUGGGUUUCACUGGCAUUUAGAGACAUUUUGAUUUUAAAUAAAGAAGUAAGCAA